AAAGUCUGUGGCCCUGAAUUCGAAACUCUUACUAAUAGCCAAGUUAGUAUCCGAGUGACUCCGCUUUUCCGCACCUUUCAUAUUCACACCUCUUGCUAUGGGUAUUCCGUAUCAAGAGUUCUACCGGUUGACUCCGAAGCGCCACAAGCUUUACCGGUGCUCGACAUGCCACGCUGAUCUCCUCUUGCCGAGCCACAUCAUCUCCGAUAACUUUCAAGGGGAUCACGGUAAAGGGUUUUUGGUCGACUUCAAGAAGUUGUUGAACGUGGAGGUGAUACCCCCACACCUUUUGUGCCAGUCCAAGCGUCGCGGCUCUGUCAAUAACGAGCCUAGUACCAGUGCCUGCGAAGCGGAUGUCUUGUCAGACGCCUCCGACUCCGAUGACGGGGUGUGCCACUGGGGAAACGGCAUAAAGGAAGUAAAGAUGACAACAGGUACUUAUCUAAUCACAGACAUCGAGUGCGCCUUGUGCAAGACAAAGAUCGGCUGGAAGUAUUUGAGAGCCGUGAAUAACCCGGAUAACCUGUAUAAGGAAGGCAAGUGCCUUGUGGAACGGGCGCUUAUUGAGUUGGUGGACGGCCUUUCCGAUUGCUCUGCCACUCCGCGAAAGAUAGAUGACGAGGCGGAUUUCAUUAAAGCCGAAAUGGCCAAGGCCAGAGCUCGGCUGUCGAUUUCUACAGGCACGGGAUACUGGAUGGACGUCGAACGUCGCCACGGAAGCGGCAGCAUUGCGGUCCCGAGCUUUACAUCGCACGAGGUAAGUGGCUCGUUUAUCCAGAUUGUAAACUUGGGCUUUCCCACCCGGAGACAUGGAUUAUCCAGAGCCGAGAGAAUCAGGAAUUUUCUCGAGUACACUGAACGCGGGCCCGUACGAUUUGAAGAAUAGCCCCAGAGUUGGCAAGUCCCGCCUGCUUAUGGUCCUUGUUAUUUGUACCCUCUCUAGCUUUUAACGACUCAAUAAACGAUAACCUUGUGAAACGGGAUAUGGAAGAGUAUCCGGCG
Molecule: messenger RNA, 1002 nt
Organism: Babjeviella inositovora NRRL Y-12698
Lineage: Eukaryota; Fungi; Ascomycota; Pichiomycetes; Serinales
Gene: MOH1
Product: Moh1p
Exons: 1
Coding region: 98-886 (262 amino acids)
Cellular component (GO): ubiquitin ligase complex
Source: RefSeq, a predicted model, not a curated record